UGCAUCUGUUGGAAAGCCAAAUUUAGGACUUUAUAAAUAGCUCAAGAUCACCCUGCUGAAGACACCAGAAGGCUUGGCUCGUUUCUCUGCAUGUAAGCUGAAUCUAUAGUAGGGAAUUUUCAUCGACGGUAGGAAGAGGUAUGGGCCUUCAGUUUUAAAUGUUUAGAAGGAGUAGUUCUAAGUCCCAGCUGUGCACCUUUUAGACACACUCAAGUAAUUGAUAGCAACAGCUUGGCUUUUGUUUGGGGUGGGGGGUUUUUUGUGGGGAGGGGUACGUCUGAGAAAUAUUAAAGGCAUUUUAAAGCAUUAAAAUUGUACUGACAAUUAAAUUAGAAAAUAUAUUCCAGGGUUGCUUUAAGAAUUAUUAUGUACUUCCAUAAUUUUAUGUGCACAUAAUUUAUAGAAAAUGUCACAUUUCUAAUAAAAAAAACCUAAUUUACUAGACUUAUUAAAAAUAAAUCAGAUUUUCUUCUAAAUUUGGAAACAUGAAUGAUUUGUUAACUAGCAGGAAAGAGAGUUGCUAUAUGGCAUAAUUGUUGUGCUAAGUAUUUUUGAUAAAUGAAGGCAUCAGGCUGAAGCAGAUUGAUUUGAUUAUAGGAUAUCAAUCAGCACUUGUAAAUACAAAAUGCGUUCUGUGUUGUUGUUUUUAAAAGAACUCCCAAUGAAAUACUGAUCACAUUUUAAAGUUUUUCUUAGAAAGUUGUUCCUGCAUGGGUUUACGUUUUCUUUUACUUUAUUCGUUGAUAGCGUGAGGCUGGGAAGUCGCUGGACUACAAUUCCCAUCAUCCGUUGCAAUUUGCCCUCCUGGCUGUGGCUGAUGGGAUUUGGAGUCCAACAACAUCUGGAGGAACUACAUGUUUCCUACGCCUGAUUUAGAGGCCUAGUUGGACAUUCUCUAGCCCUCAACUGGUCUAGGAGCAGAUACAAGGCUGGUGGGUGAAUCACUCACAACCCUUCCCCACCUCCCUAUUGCCCCAUUACACACAUCCUAAACCUGCUGGUACCAUAUCAGUAAGAAAACAGGAUGACAUGGACAUUUGCCCCUAUUCAGGAUGGCAGUUCUUAUUUUUUGUUUUGUUUUGUUAGGAUGCAGUCCCGUACCCACUUCCUGGCGAGUAAGCCCUAAUUAACUCAGUGGCACUUCUGACUAGAGACCCACAGCUAAACGGAAAACAAGCGGACUCUAUAAGUCCUUCCACCUCCCCUCUCCUAGACAAGCUUACAGUCGUACCUUGGUUCUCAAACGUAAUCCUUUCCUGAAGUCCAUUUGACUUCCGAAAACCAAGGCGCGGCUUCUGAUUGGCUGCAGGACCUUCCUGGCGGACCUCAAUAGUCUCCUUUCACAAGGGAAGGGCUCAAUUCUGGCCCAUGAAUCAGCAGCAAGUAGAGAUGGCAUUGAUGACAAGUCUUUAUUGUUGACUUCUUUCUCCUACCUGCAGAAUAGGUAAAUUCUGUUUUCAAUUAACUUGUUUAAUAUUUUUUUAAAGAGUGGGGGGAAGCUCUAAGGUAGCAGCUAGGGCCACGCGCCAUCGCCAUAAAUUGUAGUGCUAAGUUAACUAUGAAAAAUAUAUCUACUUUACGGAGUCUACAUAUAGUAAAUUGAACGCCAGUUUCACUAGCAUUCCUACAGAGAAAAAUACCUCUCUGCUGUGCCCAUGAUUUUAUAGACUUGCUAUAGAACGCAAUAGUUUAGCAGCAGCAUCAUUUGGUUUCACUGUAAAAUUAACGGAAUAAAUGCUUUUAAUUCCAGAGAAAAUGCCCAGUAUAUAAGUAAACCUGGAUUUCCAGCUUCUGUUCCAAAAGGCACACAUAUCAAACAUUUGCCGUAUUUCAGAUUACAUUGUUGCUAAAGUAACCUGUCUUCCUUCUCUUCAGUAUGUCAAACUUUGAGCAAUUUGAUAUAGAUUUUUACCAGUCAGAUUACAUCGCUGAAAACCAAGAGCAAGGUUAUAGCAGGCCUGAACCCCCUGGAAAUGAGUAUGGAAGCAAACAGUAAGUGCUUGAAAUAGAACAAAUUUACUGAUUUAAUUUUAACAUUGCAUUUCAAUUGCAAUUAAUAACACAAUUUAAUUGUUUCCCCCCUUUUGUUAAAAAUGUGAAAAUGUGUUCCAGCCUUGAGAAUUUUAUGAGGCGUAUCAGUUGGCUGCACUUAUAAUAAAACAAAAAACAUUAAAAUGUAUGCUUAGGGUACUUUACAGUCCCUUUACCUAAAAGAAGAAGAAGUAAUAACACAGAUUUAGAACAAGAUCCCACCAAUAGUUUUUCAAUAUUAAUCCCCACGUUUCUUGAACACAGUUGUAGCAAUGCAUUUUUUUACUUUCCUUCUUUCUUUCUUUCUUUCUUUCUUUCUUUCUUUCUUUCUUUCUUCCUUCCUUCCUUCCUUCCUUCCUUCCUUCCUUCCUUCCGAGGCCAACAAGACACAUUCUCCAAUUUCCAAAUGCUAAAGAAAGCGCAUCUUUUUCAUGGGCUGGCUUGCCUAUGAGCCGUGGUGAGGUGGUUGUCUCAGGGCAGCAGGCUCACGGGCAAUCGCCACUGCUAGGUGCUCGCUGCCUCCUCUUGCUCCUCCGCUGCUGCAGCCAUGGUCCCUGACACACUGCUGGUGGUUGGGCCACACUGUGGGUCACGGCAAGGGGAGUGGAGGAGCAGCAGUGGAGGAACAAGAGGCAGAGAGUGCCCAGCAGACCAGAGCACUGGGUACCUGGCAGGGUUGAGUGGCGGCCACCCAGCCAUGAUGAGGAGCAGGAGGAACUGGCAGGGCACAGUGAGGAGGUGAGCACACAGAGGUUUUACUGAGGGCCUUCUGGUGGUUCCCUCCAUGCGAGAAGUGAAGUUACAGGGAAUCAGGCAGAGGGCCUUCUCGGUAGUGGCGCCCGCCUUGUGGAACACCCUCCCGUCAGAUGUUGAGGAAAUAAACAACUAUCUGACUUUUAGAAGACAUCUGAAGGCAGCUCUCUUUAGGGAAGCUUUUAAUAUUUGAUGAAUUAUUGUAUUUUAAUAUUUUGCUGGAAACCCAGCCAGAUGGGUGGGGUAUAAAUAAAUUAAUCGCUUCUGUGCAUGCCCAGAUGCUGAAAAUUGCAGGUGUGAUUUUUGGUAUCUGGGCAUGCGCAGAAGCGAUUUCUGGUGUUGCGCUGCGCUAGCCCGACCCACAGAGGAUCUCCGCGGGAGUGAUCCAGCCCAUGCCUCCGCAGGAGUGAUCUUGCCGACCCCUGCUUAGACCCAAUUCAUACUUCACUGUUUUGAGGAAGAUGCCCUUUCACUCCAGUAGCAGUGCUUUUGACUCCCGUUCCCCAUGUUGUCUUCCUUGUAGAGGUUGGGCAGUUGCCUCGCCACCGCCAGAUGCAUUUGCUUCUCCAGAAAGGGCUUCAUCUUCUCAGCAGUACACAGGCCAGAUUUUUCAACCGGCGUUCACUUCAGAGUUCCCGCCUAACAGCGCUUACCCUGACAGCUUUGAUGAAGAACCGCCUUUGCUAGAAGGUACGGAAUUAAAAUGCUUAAUUACACUUUCCCCAUGUUCUGGCGGCUUAUACGUGGAGCUGAAUCCCUUAAUACUCACCGCAAAUUUCUGCGGUGUCAAGGAAGUGAUUUCUUUUCCUUCCCUAUAAUACAUCCUGUCUAAAUGAAGUGGAACUCACCUGAGGCUGUAGGCCUGCCUGAAUGUCACUAUUCGGCUGCCCUCAGGUGUGAUGGAAGAUGCUAUCCUGUUAGCAAUGUUAAGAGGUAAGGGUAAAGGGACCCCUGACGGUUAGGUCCAGUCGCGAACGACUCUGGGGUUGCGGCGCUCAUCUCUCUUUAUUGGCUGAGGGAGCCAGCGUACAGCUUCUGGGUCAUGUGGCCAGCAUGACUAAGCCGCUUCUGGCGAAGGAGAGCAGCGCACGGAAAUGCCGUUUACCUUCCCGCCAGAGUGGUACCUAUUUAUCUAGUUGCACUUUGACGUGCUAUCGAACUGCUAGGUUGGCAGGGGCAGGGACCGAGCAAUGGGAGCUCACCCCGUUGCGGGGAUUUAAACCGCCGACCUUCUGAUCGGCAAAGUCCUAGGCUCUGUGGUUAAAGCACAGUUCAAAUGGCAGUUUCUUUGACUUGUGCAUGUGGAUCGGUGAGGAGGGAGCAUCUUGUCUUUCACCUCCAGCAGUUGAAAAUGUUUUUGGCCAGCUCUGACCCUCUACACUGGGGUCAGCAAACUUUUUCAGCAGGGGGCCGGUCCACUGUCCCUCAGACCUUGUGGAGGGCCAGACUAUAUUUUUUUGGGGGGGGGGUGAACAAAUUCCUGUGCCCCACAAAUAACCCAGAGAUGCAUUUUAAACAAAAGCACACAUUCUACUCAUGUAAAAAACAUGCUGAUUCCCAGACCGUCCGCGGGCUGGAUUUAGAAGGCAAUUGGGCCGGAUCCGGCCCCCGGGCCUUAGUUUGCCUACCCAUGCUCUACACCGCUUGCAGGCCAGAAGCCAGAUUUUACUCCAUUCCUUGACUCCAUUUUGGCACCUUCUUUCAUGUUAAAAUUAAGCAGCAGAUCACAUGUUCUUAAUAGACAUUUCAUAAUGUCCAAAAUAUCAAACUAUAAAUUGCAAUUAAAACUCCCUUUCUUAUAAAUGAAUAAAUGUAAGCAAGAGAAAAGUUUAUUGAAGUUUGGUAUGUGUUAACUUACCACUCACACACACACGUUUUCAAUUGCUCUGGGCCCAGAAUAGUAAUUUAACUGAUCACAGCACAGUCAAAAUCCUAGGUAAAAAGUAUGUUUAAAAGCAAUAUUCAAUCUUAGGCUAUCAAAUCAGAAGCUUGGGGUUGGAGGGGAGAGCUUUGUUUAAUUUGUUGUCUUGCAUUUGUAACACAGACACAUGUUUAUAUUUGAAAGGGCAGCACUACAAUUUGCAUGGAAAAUAAAGGUGAUAACUCAUUUUUAUGGCACAUACAUCAUGUACUUUACUGCCUCUAGAUGACAGCAUCACAAUAAAUUUCAUAUUCAGAUUUCAUAGCAUUGCCUUUCCCUCUAUAUUUAUAUUGCAUAAUCAGAUAUCAUGUUAAGGUACCUAUAAUUAAUAAACACUUGUUAUAAUCUUGUUUACAUAUCUAGUAAUAAAUUUGCCAGCUUUUUUAAAAAAAAACAAAGGCAGCGUAUUCCAAGGCAAAACUUGAUAAAUUUCCUAUAACUAUGACAUACUAUAGAUUACCAUAACAACAUCAGCUGUGUUAGAUUUAAAUAAUGAAAAAGGUUAAAAAAUCUGUACAUGAAAUGCCUAGUGGAAAUAUUUGCAUCUCAUUCUGAUGUACCGGGAACUGUAAUUUACCCCCCCCCCCCACAGAGCUAUUAUUCCCAGCACCCUUAAACUGCAGUUCUCAGUAUUCUUUUUGGGUGGGGAGCGGGAUGUGUUUUGAAUGUGCUUUGUGUAUUUGCACUCCAUAGGACUCCCCUGUUAGAGUCUACCCUUUUCCCAUAUAUUUAAAUAAUGCACAGUUUUUAUCUCCAUUUGAUCCCUAAGAGGACAAAAGUGACCCCCAAGUCUAUCUACCUGUCUCAGGGGUGGGGAACCUAUGGCUCUCUGUUGGUUACUGAACUACAACUCCCAUCAUUCCAGAUUUCUGGCUAUGCUGGCCGGGGCUGAUGGGAGUUGAAGUGUGACAGCUUCUGGAGAGACACAGAUUGUUGUUGUUGUUUAGUCAUUUAGUCGUGUCCAACUCUUUGUGACCCCAUGGACCAGAGCAUGCCAGGCACUCUGUGUCUCUCCAGAUGCUGGAGACACUUCAACUCCCACAAAGGCCCAUAUAGUUAAAGCUAUGGUUUUCCCAGUAGUGAUGUAUGGAAAUGAGAGCUGGACCGUCAAGAAGGCUGAUUGCCGAAGAAUUGAUGCUUUUGAAUUAUGGUGCUGGAAGAGACUCUUGAGAGUCCCAUGGACUGCAAGAAGAUCAGACCUAUCCAUUCUGAAGGAAAUCAGCCCUGAGUGCUCACUGGAAGGACAGAUCGUGAAGCUGAGGCUCCAAUACUUUGGCCACCUCAUGAGAAGAGAAGACUCCCUGGAAAAGACCCUGAUGUUGGGAAAGAUGGAGGGCACAAGGAGAAGAGGGACAACAGAGGACGAGAUGGUUGGACAGUGUUCUCGAAGCUACCAGCAUGAGUUUGACCAAACUGCGGGAGGCAGUGGAAGACAGGAGUGCCUGGCGUGCUCUGGUCCAUGGGGUCACGAAGAGUCGGACACAACUAAACGACUAAACAACAACAAAGAUCUUUUAUUGUUUCUCUGCUUAUUGGCUGCUAGCGUGGGAGGGUUCAGAUUCCCCGAAACCUGACAGAAAGUCCCAUCAUCCCCAGCCAAUAUGGCCAUUGGCCCAGGAGCAUAGGAGUUGUAGUCCACGCCCAGGGACCCAAGGCUGGGAAGCUGCCUGAUGAACCUCCAGGGAGGAACACAAGUGGCUUAAACGGUCUCCAGAUUCUAUCCUUGCAAUCUGAAUAGGAAGACAGACAGUGGCUUGUUCAUAGAUGGUUCAUGAGUUUGCGGGUUCCUCAGUUCUGACUGGACCAUGCCCCCCUCUCUCUCCCCCCCAUACUUUUGGCAACCAAACUCCCCCCUCCCCCACAGACCGUUGGACAAUUGCCGACACUCUGCUGAACAAUUCCUCUGCCUGUUGCAGAAAUUGCUGUGUGCUGUGCUAGAUGCUUUACGAUUUUUAAUUGUAUUUUUAUCGCUUCUUUUAUUUCUUAAAUUGCAUUUUAUUGUAUUACAAUUUGCAGCCCGCCGGAUUCAAAUUGUAAAGCAAUAAAAUACAAUGUUAAAAUAUAAAAAAAAUAAAAUAAGCAAUAAAACACAAUUAAAAGUCACUGUGAAUAUUUAGUGUGCACAUGCUACAGGCCAUCAGAACGAAGCUCGCUGACCAUGGCUGAUCCCACAGACCACGAUUUGGGAACCACUGACUGUGAACCACCCUGACUGUGAAAAUGUCAGAAGCAAAAUGCUAUUUUUGCUGGGAGCUUGGGUAAUUUCACACACUUCUGCCGCCCCUGUUGCUUCACAUCUUUCCAAGCAAGCUGGCUAGGAGAAUUUGUUAUCCACCACUGGAGUUUGGCGUAGUGAUUAGAAAUACAUUUGUAAACUUCAGGUUAUUGUUGUUUUGUUGUUGUUGUUGUUGUUAAAUAAGGCUUUCCUAGGAAAACAUGUGUCUGUGUACAAAUGCACAGGCAUUUUCCUGGCCAUCUCACCCAAAAUGACUGCAAAAAAGGACCCACUUGCAUCUUUCUCAGAGGCCAGGUGUUGGACGAGAAGAUGGAGGGUGAUGAGGUUUUGUGAGGGGCUGGUGGGGGCCUUUCUGAGCCCAGGAACCCUUGUCCACUGCCCAAUCUAGCCAACCAUUGAAUCUAAGCCUACUGUGAAGGAUGACUGGAUCUGCCUGCUUCUCUCACCAUCACCCCCACCAAAAAACCCCCCACAUUUUGCUUAACACAAAGACAGAAUGCUUAGACAGGGCUAGAGUGUUUCAAGCUCUUUGUGCUUUCUGGGGUUUCUGUGGCUUAAGGCAGCCCUGAGGCUUUGAGAACAGCCCGAUUUGGCAUAGGACGCCUUGCAGAAUACCUUUUUCAACUCGGAAGAGCCUAGAAUCUCUCCAAAUUUGCCUGUUUCAGCUUAGAAUUCAUCCAAGCCUCCCCCCCCCCGCAAAAAAAUGCUGAGAGGUUUCCAAUGUUUGCAGCUGACAGGCUGCAUUCGGCUUGUUGGAUCACUAGUAGAAUCAUAGAAUCAUAGAGUUGGAAGAGACCACAAGGGCCAUCGAGUCCAACCCCCUGCCAAGCAGGAAACACCAUCAGAGCACUCCUGACAUAUGGUUGUCAAGCCUCUGCUUGAAGACCUCCAAAGAAGGAGACUCCACCACACUCCUUGGCAGCAAAUUCCACUGUCGAACAGCUCUUACUGUCAGGAAGUUCUUCCUAAUGUUUAGGUGGAAUCUUCUUUCUUGUAGUUUGGAUCCAUUACUCCGUGUCCGCUUCUCUGGAGCAGCAGAAAACAACCUUUCUCCCUCCUCUAUGUGACAUCCUUUUAUAUAUUUGAACAUGGCUAUCAUAUCACCCCUUAACCUCCUCUUCUCCAGGCUAAACAUGCCCAGCUCCCUUAGCUGUUCCUCAUAAGGCAUCGUUUCCAGGCCUUUGACCAUUUUGGUUGCCCUCCUCUGGACACGUUCCAGUUUGUCAGUGUCCUUCUUGAACUGUGGUGCCCAGAACUGGACACAGUACUCCAGGUGAGGUCUGACCAGAGCAGAAUACAAUGGCACUAUUACUUCCCUUGAUCUAGAUGCUAUACUCCUAUUGAUGCAGCCCAGAAUUGCAUUGGCUUUUUAGCUGCCGCGUCACACUGUUGGCUCAUGUCAAGUUUGUGCGUCAACCAAGACUCCUAGAUCCUUUUCACAUGUACUGCUCUCAAGCCAGGUGUCACCCAUCUUGUAUUUGUGCCUCUCAUUUUUUUGCCCAAGUGCAAUACUUUACAUUUCUCCCUGUUAAAAUUCAUCUUGUUUGUUUUUGCCCAGUUCUCUAAUCUGUCAAGGUCGUUUUGAAGUGUGAUCCUGUCCUCUGGGGUGUUAGCCACCCCUCCCAGUUUGGUGUCAUCUGCAAAUUUGAUCAGGAUGCCCUUGAGUCCAUCAUCCAAGUCGUUGAUAAAGAUGUUGAAUAAGACCGGGCCCAAGACAGAACCCUGUGGCACCCCACUAGUCACUCUUCUCCAGGAUGAAGAGGAACCAUUGAUGAGCACCCUUUGGGUUCGGUCAGUCAGCCAGUUACAAAUCCACUGAGUGGUAGCAUAGUCAAGACCGCAUUUUACCAGCUUCUUUACAAGAAUAUCAUGGGGCACCUUGUCAAAUGCCUUGCUGAAAUCAAGGUAGACUACAUCCACUGUGUUCCCUUCAUCUACCAGGCUUGUAAUUCUGUCAAAAAAUGAGAUGAGGUUAGUCUGACAUGACUUAUUUUUCAGAAAUCCAUGCUGACUAUUGGUGAUCACAGCAUUCCUUUCUAGGUGCUCACAGACUGUUUGCUUAAUGAUCUGCUCCAGAAUCUUCCCUGGUAUUGAUGUCAGACUGACUGGGCAGUAAUUAUUUGGGUCCUCUCUUUCCCCUUUUUGAAAAUAGGGACAACAUUUGCCCUCCUCCAGUCUGCCGGAACUUCGCCUGUUCUCCAGGAAUUCUCAAAGAUGACUGCCAGUGGUUCUGAGAUCACAUCUGCCAGUUCUUUUAAUACUCCUGGAUGCAGUUCAUCUGGCCCUGAAUACAUCUAAACUAGCCAAGUUUGUAUACACUUGAAUACAUCUAAACUAGCCAAGUAUUCUUGUACUAUCUCCUUAGUUAUUCUGGGCUGUGUUUCCUUUGCUGGAUCAUUUGCUUCAAAUUCUUCAGGUCGGGCAUUGUUUUCUUUAUCGGAGAAGACUGAGGCAAAGAAGGCAUUGAGGAGUUCAGCCCUUUCUGUGUCCCCUGUUUGCAUUUCACCAUCUUCUCCUCUGAGUGACCCCACUGUUUCUUUGUUCUUCCUUUUGCUACGAACAUACCCAUAAAAGCCUUUUUGUUGCUUUUAACCUCUCUAGCAAGCCUGAGUUCAUUCUGUGCUUUAGCUUUUCUGACUUUGUCUCUACACGUGCUGGCUAUUUGUUUGAAUUCCUCUUUGGUGGUUUCCCCCUUUUCCAUUUUUGUACACAUCCUUUUUUAAUCUUAACUCAGUUAAAAGUUCUUUAGAUAGCCACCCUGGCUUCUUUAGGCACCUUCCAUGUUUCCGUCUCAUUGGUAUUGCCUGACGUUGUGCUUUUACUAUCUCCCUCUUAACAAACUCCCAGCCAUCAUGAACUCCCUUUCCUUUUAGUAUUACUGUCCAUGGGAUCUCACCCAGCACUUCCCUAAGUUUUAUGAAGUCGGCUUUCUUAAAGUCAAGAAAUUGAGUCCUAGUAUGCUUGGCUGCUCCUUUCCGCUGUAUAGUAAACUUCAGAAGAGCAUGAUCACUCGCGCCUAAUGAUCCUUCCACUUCUACCCCACUAACCAGGUCAUCAGCAUUGGUUAGGACCAGAUCUAAAAUGGCUGUUCCUCUUGUUGCUUCUCCCACUUUCUGGACAAUGAAGUUGUCUGCAAGGCCAGUGAGGAAUCUGUUUGACCUUAUGCUCUUGCCUGAGUUUGACAUCCAACAAAUAUCCGGGUAAUUGAAGUCCCCCAUUACUACUAUCUCCCUUCCUUUUGCAUGCUUGGCCAUCUGUUCCAGGAAGGCAUCAUCUAUGUCCUCCGUUUGGCUUGGGGAUCUAUAGUAAACUCCCACAAUGAGGUCACUGUUAUUCUUCUCUCCUUAAUUUUGACCCAAAUGCUCUCACUUUGGCUUUGAGGUUCUAAAUCUUGGAUCUCUUCACAGGUAUACACAUCCCUGACAUAUAACGCCACUCCUCCUCCUUUCUUGUCUGGUCUGUUUCUCUGAAAUAGAUUGUAUCCCCCCAUUAUUACAUUCCAAUCGUGGGACUUAUCCCACCAGGUUUCAGUGAUGCCUAUUAUGUCAUAUUUAGUUUGCUGUACCAAGAGCUCAAGCUCAUCUUGUUUAUUUCCCAUGCUUUGCGCAUUAGUGUACAGACACUGAAGUCCAUUAAUCAUUCCCCCGUGUCUCUUAUUGGAUUUUUUUCCUCCCACCACUAGGUCUGCAUGCUGUUUGCUCCAUUUGGUCUAUGACAUUUGGAUGAUCAUCUUCAUCAAUUGAUAGACUCCUACCUUCAGGAGCACUGUCUCCCUCCCCCACAUUAGUCAGUUUAAAGCCCUCCUGAUGAGGUUUCUGAGAUUUUUGGCAAAAACAUUUCUCCCAACUGUUGUGAGGUGCAGUCCAUCGCUUGCCAGAAGUCCAUCUUCAAGAAACUGCAGUCCGUGAUCUAAGAAUCCAAACCGUUCCUGUUUACACCAUUUGCGAAGCCAGCUGUUCACUUCCACUAUUUUUCCCUCUCUCCCUGGGCCACGUCGUUCAACUGGGAGGACAGAUGAGAUGACAAUUUGUGCAUUUAAUUGCUUCAAUUUCCUGCCCAGAGCCUCGUAGUCUCUUUUGAUCUUCUGGAGGCUAUUGCUUGCAGUGUCAUUGGUUCCCACAUGAACCAAGAGGAAGGGGUAUUUGUCAGUGGGUUUUAUGAUUCCUUGCAGUCGUUCAGUUACAUCUUGGAUCUUAGCCCCGGGGAGACAGCACACUUCCCGAGACAUCUUGUCAGGCCCACAGAUCACUGCUUCUGUUCCCCUCAGUAGAGAAUCCCCUAUCACCACUACACGCCUCCUCUUAGGUUUGGUCGGGGUUCUUCCGUGAGCUGUCCAUUCCAAGGUCGCCUGCACAUUCCCUGAGGACUGACUUUGCUGCUCGUCUUCAUAUACCUGAUCGACUGUAAUGAGGGAGAUCCUCAAAUGGAGUCUGCUCUUCGUCUUCCAUGCUAGGGGAGAGGACCUCAAAGCGAUUGUGUAUUUCUAAACAAUCAGAGCGAACCCUGGGCCUCCUACUUCUUUGAGUCACGUUUCUCCAUAUAUCUGGCUCCUGUGUUGGUGAACUAGCCUCCUUCUCAGGGGAGUCCCCUAUCUCCUCCUUGGUGGAGACGGUGUGCUCUGUUGCGUCCAAGAAGAGCUCCAGCUCUCUAAUUCUUUGGAGCGUAGCUACACGUUCCUCCAGUUGCUGGACUUUGUCUUCUAAGAGGGCAAUCAACAUGCAAUUGCUGCAGGUAAAGCUGCCUGCAACCUUUGGCAAGAUGGCAAACAUUGCACAGGAACCGCAGGCGACUGCAGCUCUUCCCUCCCCCUCCAUCUUGAGAACGUGUUGUUGGGGGUGGCUACAGCGGUCCUCCAUCAUAAAAAGCGUGAAGACAGGACAAAUAACUCCCCCCACAAAAAACCUUGGUCUCCCCCAACAAACGUUUGAGACUAGCUCCCCUAAAUCUAAAAGAUGGAUCAAACUGCGCGCGCCGCUGCCCUGCAAGCUCUGAUAAGCUCCUCCCACAGCUAAUCACCUGCCUCAACAGAAACCCUGCCCCCUCUGACCUUUGCACAGGGAGAGCAGCUAAUCAGCCACAAAGAAACACACACACACACACACACACACACACACACAAGAAAACCCCUUUUGCUCCUUCUUCAACUGCUGCCCUGCAAGCUCUGAACAGGCCUUUUAAUAGUAUAAGCUUAAUAUUCAUACAAUGCUACGUUUGACUAUGUUGUAUUUAAAAUGCUAUGCAGAGAGGUUUGCACUAGGCAUGAGGUGUUUGUCUUUAGCAAAUGCGGCAAGGAGAGUGUUUAAGGCUAAUUAAUGGCUCAUCCCAGAAACCCAAGCAGAGAUCUCUCACAGCAAAAAGAUGAAACCUGAGAACUCAGCGUAUCAGAGAUAGUGAACAAGCAAGAUGGUUCCAUAGGAUCUCAUUAGAGAGAGAGGAAAAUUAUUGAACUGUAUUAAUGACUGAAAAGAAUAUCAGACCGCAUUCCUUGCUUAUUUACGAGCAAUGUGUUAUUUUGUAUUUUGUAUUGUUCAUUUGUAACUGUUUCAAUACUGCGGUAAAGCUAUGGAACUCAUUAUUGUGGCGGAGAGCAAAUUCAUUUCUGCUCUGAACAAGGUCUGGAUAAGGGAUUCCAUUUGCAAUGACUCUGACAAAGCUUAUGUUACUGAAUCCUGAAAGCCACCUACUCCGAAGCGAGGUCUCCACUACAGCCACUUUCUUGUCUGCCGAAAUUAGUGAUUGCCUUAUGAAAACAAUGCAAUAUCUUCUUGUACAAUGGGAUUGCACGGGCAGCUCAUUAAUCAAAUAAAUAAAAGUAGCAUGGAUAUGGGAUGUGGGUGGCGCUGUGGGUUAAACCACAGAGCCUAGGACUUGCCGAUCAGAAGGUCAGCGGUUCGAAUCCCCACGAUGGGGUGAGCUCCCGUUGCUUGGUCCCUGCUCCUGCCAACCUAGCAGUUCGAAAGCACAUCAAAGUGCAAGUAGAUAAAUAGGUACCGCUCCGGCGGGAAGGUAAAUGGCGUUUCCGUGCGCUGCUCUGGUUCGCCAGAAGCAGCUUAGUCAUGCUGGCCACAUGACCCGGAAGCUGUACACCGGCUCCCUCAGCCAGUAGAGUGAGAUGAGCGCUGCAACCCCAGAGUCAGGCACGACUGGACCUAAUAGUCAGAGGUCCCUUUACCUUUACCUAGCAUGGAUAUAAAGAGCAUAUCCAUCAACAUUCGCAUUGGAAGAUGUCCGAUUUCAUCCACGUAUUGUAUUGGGUGCAAGAGAAACAGAGCAUGCAGUGAAGGCUGUUGCACCCAGGUCCUGCUUGUGAACUUUCCAGAAGUCUCUGUUGGCUGCUGCACUACAUGGGUCAUUGGCCUGAUUCAACAGGGCUAUUCCUGUCAGUGAUCUGGUUCACAUAGUUUUCCUUUGCCUAACUGAGUAAUCAAUACUUCCAAAUUAAGUCUUGGCUACAACGCAUGCAUCAUUAGAAUAAUUUGCCUACAGCCAACCGACUGUUUUGUUAUUCUAAAGCGAGCUAUUGCAGUGAGGUUUUUCAUUUAGGAUGAUUGACCGUUUUGAAACUUCUUCCCCCUCCUCCGUUACAGAGCUGGGGAUCAACUUCGAUCACAUCUGGCAAAAAACAUUAACCGUCCUCAACCCAAUGAAGCCAGCAGAGGGCAGCAUCAUGAAUGAGACGGACCUGACAGGGCCUAUGGUUUUCUGCCUGGCGCUUGGAGCGAUGCUGCUACUGGUACGGUAUAGUGCAAACUGCCGCUGUUCUCAUAGCAAUAUCCUCAGUAGAAAGGCAAACGACUUUGGGCUUUGUAGGGAGAAGGAGCUCGAUUAAAAGCCCCACGUGCUAAGGAAUGUCGAAAGCAACAGCGACUCAUUUGCUAGGAAGCUAGCCUUGUGGCUGCACCCUGCUCAAGUGAGCUGCUUCUGAUCAAUGGUCAGGGAUGAUAGGAGGUCAUGUGCACGGUCUCUGGAGAGCCACAGACUUCCUAUCGCUGGGAUAGUGGGAAAGGACACCUGAACGCAGCACCUACAGCUAUCUAACCAACUUAAUUGAUGAACUGAAAGCUUUCUCAGCUGCCUUGUGUGGUUGUGCCCUCCCCAGGCACCUUCCAUUAUAUAAAGCGCAACACAUUGAACUUGAAAUCUUCCGAGCCACUCAGACGUGAUGCGGCUGCUGUGCUUCCUGACCUGUUCAAAAAGGGCUUCUUGCAACUGGGAGAGGAAAGUGGCUAAGAGCAUCAGAAAAUAGGGCUGUCAAUAUAUAGGUACCAACAGGAGAAAAACAACAACCCAACCCAUUUUAAAAAAAAUAAAAAUUAGGUAGUUAUCUGAAACUACCUUAUUGGGACAUGUUCCCUUAAAAGUUGCCAGCAGCGCUUUUGCUUAGAACACUAUAUGUUGUGCUAAUUACUGUAUGUGAUUAAUAACAAUAAGAGUCAUUUUCUUAUUUAUAACCUGCCCAUCUGGCUGGGUUUCCCCAGCCACUCUGGGCGGCUCCCAGCAAAAUAAUGAAAACAUGAUAAAACAUCAAACUUUGAAAACUUCCCUAAACAGUACAUACCCCAAAACGUGCAUGCGGGUGGCGCUGUGGUCUAAACCACUGAGCCUCUUGGGCUUGCCAGUCAGAAGGUUGGCGGUUCGAAUCCACGAGACGGUGUGAGUUCUUAUUGCUCUGUCCAAACUCCUGCCAGCCUAGUGGUUCGAAAGCAUGCCAGUGGAAGUAGAUAAAUAGGUGCCACUUCAGCGGGAAGGUAAACAGUGUUUCUGUGUGCUCUGGUUUCCCUCACAGUGUUCCAUUGCGCCAGAAGCAGCUUAGUCCUGCUGGCCACAUGACACGGAAAACUGUCUGUGGACAAACGCCGGCUCCCUAGGCCUGAAAGCGAGAUGAGCGCCGCAACCCCAUAGUUGCCUUUGACUGGACUUAACCGUCCAGGGGUCCUUUACUGUCAGAGAACUGCCAUCGGAGCUGGAAGCGGAGGGGAGGCUCCAAAGGGAUGGCGGAGAGGGUCCCAGUAGGGAGAGAGGGAGCCCGUCUGCUGGGGAAGGAAAUCAGCGUAACACCAGUGUAGAAGGGGGGCAGAUGGGGGAAUCAGAGAGGAGGCUCCAAGACUCCUCGCCGGAGACCAGCGGAGAGAGUACGGGUACUCCGCUGCCCACACCCUCCCUGCGCAGAAGACUUCCGCGCAGGGAGAGUAGGAGGAGACUUGGCGUCAAGGAACUUUUGUGCUGGAAAAAGUUUAAGAAACGCCCACUGACGGAUUCUGCCAGCGACUGAGACAGUCAUGAUGCUGGAGGCUGUUCAGUCAGAAAGGGUUAACCAGGUAACCUAGCCAGGAGUGGCGGCAACUUACGCACGAGCAACCCCUAAACCCAUUACAUUUACCUUUACUUUUUUUGCAUGUUAGGAUGCCAGGUCAUUAGGUUCAGCCCGAUUUCACACAUGGCUGCAUGUGAGACUGCUGUGUACAGUGGUACCUCGGGUUACAUACGCUUCAGGUUACAUACGCUUCAGGUUACAGACUCCGCUAACCCAGAAAUAGUACCUCGGGUUAAGAACUUUGCUUCAGGAUGAGAACAAAAAUUGUGCUCCAGCGGCAUGGCAGCAGUAGGAGGCCCCAUUAGCUAAAGUGGUGCUUCAGGUUAAGAACAGUUUCAGGUUAAGAUCAGACCUCCGGAACGAAUUAAGUACUUAACCAGAGGUACCACUGUAAAUGUGUGUGUUUCCAGUGGCGUAGCGUGGGGGGUGCAGGGGGGGCCAGCCGCACCGGGCGCAACAUCAGGGGGGGCGCUUGCACUCGCAGCUCUCUGCCCCUACCUGGCUCGAGUGCUAAAAUCGACGGGUUAGGGGGCGCAAAUUACUUGCCUUGCCCCGGGUGCUGACAACCCACGCUACGCCACUGUGUGUUUCUUCCAUAGCUGCCCUCCUCGGGGGCUUAAGAUGGGAGAAAAAAGGAGGCAGAAAUGUAGCCUGGCCUGUCCCAUUUUAGAACUCAUUGGCGCAUGUUGACUCUCUGCGCCUGCCAAAGAAGAAGACUUUUGUCCGUGAUUCUGCCUCUGGCUUACCAGCAUCUGAUGACUUCUGCUUUCUGAUUCACUCGGGGCCUGACCCUGCUAAGAUGCCAGAACAUUUGAAACAAAAAGUUGGCAACUCUUUUAAACAGCUGCUGGAUCAGCACCAAUUAGCAGGUUAUAAUGUUCAUUCCCAUGUGAUGAAAACCUUCGGUGUGCUGAGUUCUGGAGAUCAAGCUGUUGUUAAAGCCCAGAGACCAGGCUGCAUUUUUUCCUCCUUAUUAAGCAAAGCUCCCGGCGAAGGGAUGGAGUAGAACGAGAGGAGCAACUUAGUUCUUUCCAGUUGUCAUUGGACCUCCAACUCUUUUCAGCCCCAGACAGUGUGGACCAGUGGUCAGGGAUGAUGGGAGCUGUAGCCAAACCAUCUCUGGAAGGUAGGACAUUUGCUACCCCUGGAGUCGAAGACAUGGUGGUUGCACCCAUUGGAAAAUGUAUGCAUCAUCUCCUGCUGAUAACCCAAGUAAUGGCUAUUCUUUGUUGCAUCCACCAUAUAGAAAAUAAACCAAGGAAAGUUGAUACACCUGUAGGACCUUCAAGUCCUUUUGGUGACAUGUUGGUUGUAACCUUGCUGAAGGAACAGAACUACAAUGUGGCAUUUUUCACCCCACCAAUUGGCACACCUUGCCAGCAGGUUGAGUUUAUGGCGCACAGGUGAGGGCCUGUUUUCGUUUAGAUGCAAUAAUAAUAAUAAUAAUAAUAAUAAUAAUAAUAAUAUUUAUACCCCGCCCAUCUGGCUGGGUUUCCCCAGCCACUCUAGGCAGCUUCCAACAAAAUAUUAAAAAUACAUUAAAACAUCAGUAAUUAAAAACUUCCCUAAACAGGGCUGCUUUCAGACGUCUUCUAAAAGUCAGAUAGUUGUUUAUUUCCUUGACAUCUGGUGGGAGGGCAUUCCACAGGGCGGGUGCCAGUACCAAGAAGACCCUCUGCCUGGUUCCCUGUAACUUUGCUUCUCGCAGUGAGGGAACCGCCAGAAGGCCUAUUUCCGCUGCCGUUUUCUUUUGUCUCUUUUGGUCAGCCUUGCCAAAUUCCACCUGAGCGCCCCACAUAGAGAACUGGUUGCAUGAAUGAUUAUGGCACUCCUAGAAAUGAGUCCACGUUUACCUUUUUUUUUUUUGACAUGUGGCUGAGAGCAUUCAGAAAUUUACCCGGAGGGUAGUGUCAUUAUGCAGUCUAGUCACUAGGUGGCACUGGACUUAGAUGUAGCUGUGUGGAUUCAGGAGUUUCCUGUGUCCCGUUUACAAAACAAAAGCAUGGUUGGCUACCUUUCUGACUGGUGUGUCCUUUAAGCCUUCCAUGACAUCUACCAUUAUAUGGUGCUGGCAUUCAUGUGGUGAUUUGGUUAUAUAAAUUGGCAUAGGCUGGCUAAGAAUUACUGGUGGCGUGUGCAAUAAGAGUGGGGUAAAUCAGCUCGAAGAAAACCUGCCAUCUGCAGCAUUCCCACUCCUCCCAGGAAUACUGCUGCUACUGCUGCUAAAGAAGCUAUUGUCUAUGGUAUAUAUUGCAAAGCCAGCCAGAAGGGAAUUAGUAGCAGUACAAGAAGAAACGAACCAUUCUAAGGAGGACAGUCACAUGUACCAUAGGGGAAAGGGCGGUAGCUCAUUGGUAGAGCACUUGCUUUCAAUGCAGAAGGUCCCAAAAAUCCGGAUAGGUCUGAGAGAUCCCUCUUUGUGAAACUGUGGAAAGCCACUACCAAUCAAUGUAGACAAUACUAAGCUAGAUCAAACAGCUUCCUUUGUUCCAGAAUUGUGGAUACUGGUGAACACAGAUAAAGGGACAAAGACGAAGAGCCUUGUACUGUCACACCAUUAAGAAUGGCCUUGUUUAGUCGUUUAGUCAUGUCCGACUCUUCGUGACCCCAUGGACCAGAGCACGCCAGGCACUCCUGUCUUUCACUGCCACCCACAGUUUGGUCAAACUAUGGUAGGUUCGAGAACACUGUCCAACCAUCUCGUCCUCUGUCGUCCCCUUCUCCUUGUGCCCUCUAUCUUUCCCAACAUCAGGGUCUUUUCCAGGGAGUCUUCUCUUCUCAUGAGGUGGCCAAAGUAUUGGAGCCUCAGCUUCAGGAUCUGUCCUUCCAGUGAGCACUCAGGGCUGAUUUCCUUAAGAAUGGCCUUAGCAGUUCUCAACCUGUGGGUCCCCAGAUGUUGUUGGACUACAACUCCCAUCAUCCCUGAGCUCUGGCCUUGCUAGCUAGGGGUGAUGGGAGUUGUAGUUCAACAACAUCUGGGGACCCACAGGUUGAGAAAGGCUGCGGCUUAGGUUGUAUCUACCCCUGCAGGGACUCAGCUGGACUGGUCCAUUAUAACGUUAAAAAUGUGUUAUAAAAAUGUGACACCAGAAGGCGCUGUGGAGCAGUGAUCAAUCAUCAAUGGCAAAAUGCAUUGGGAGCUACCGUAUAUUUUUAAAUAACUUUUUAACAGCGUUUUUCAUACCUCUGUAGAUCCUGCUCAGAUGUGUGGAACCUUUGGCCCUCCAGAUGCCGAUGAACUACAACUUCCAUCGUCCCUGGCCAUUGGCCAUACCUGCAGGGGUUGAUGGGAGUUGUAGUUCAGCAACUUCUGGCGGACCAAAGGUUCCUCACACUUGUUCUACCACCUGAAACAGAGACCUAAAAGACAAUGAGCAGCCUUGAGCAGUUGGUGCACCGGGACUGAAUAACAUUCAGAUUUCCAGAUUGCUGGUUUCUGUGUCAAUUUCUGGCAAAAUCUCUCUCAGAGAGGCUUGAACAUAUUCCUUCUUGGUCUGUACUUGGUCUGUAGUUUGAGGGAUGGCAAGUAUUUCUGGGCCAAAGUUGCCACCUGUGGGCUAAGUCAUAAAAGGUUAGAUCUGAGAAAAUAAUGUGUGUUCUGUGUACAUAAACCUCAUCAGAAAUAUUAAGUUCCAAAGCAGUGAAUUCCCCCCACCCCACAAACAAGCCUCUAAUGAAAGUCAAGGAGAUAGAAACACAUGUGGGGCAUGGGAAAUGGGAAGAUAAUUUGAAUUCAUCUGUUCCAGCUUCAUUUCCCUCCUCUCCUCCCCAACUACCCCCUUCCCUUUCUUAUUGCACCGAAACCUUCCUCCUCUGCCAAGCAGUAUAUCAAAGAGAGUUUUCAUUUAGCCGCUAUCUUGCUGUCUUCUGCCUCUGGCGCAAGCAAUUUGUUAAUCUUAGAUUAAGCUGCUAAGUAUGGCUGUGUCAAUUAAUCAAACGCUCUGGAACAAACAAGUUAAAAUAUUAGCUGAUUAUUGCUGGCAUUGUGUUUAUGCGCGGCAUCUGCAGGAAAUAUUGCAGAUCAAACCUCCCUGGCCAAAUUGAAAAUGCUAAACCUAUUGAAAACCUUUAAUGACUAUCGAGGUUGUUGAUAGUAAUCUGUUACACUAAUGGCAUUAUAUACCCACAGUAUGUCAGCAGCAGUCGGGGGAGUGCUGGAAAUAUGAGUGUUGGAAAAGCCAGUGGCCCGUUAAUUCUCUUUCAGAGAUAAAAGUGUCUUCUCAAAUUGUCACGACAGUCCUUGUUACGGAGUCAAUAGCUAUUAACAUGCUGUCCCAUGUGGGUCUCCUCACGUGUCAGUCCCAUUGAGUUCAAUGGGAAUUAAUCCCAGGUAAGGCGGGUGGCGCUGUGGGUUAAACCACAUAGCCUAGGACUUGCUGAUCAGAAGGUCGGCGGUUCAAAUCCCUGUGACGAGGUGAGCUCCCAUUGCUUGGUCCCUGCUCCUGCCAACCUAGCAGUUCGAAAGCCCGUCAAAGUGCAAGUAGAUAAAUAGGUACCACUCCGGCGGGAAGGUAAACGGCAGUUCUGUGUGCUGCUCUGGUUCGCCAGAAGCGGCUUAGUCAUGCUGGCCACAUGACCUGGAAGCUGUACGCCGGCUCCCUCGGCCAAUAAAGUGAGAUGAGUGCCGCAACCCCAGCGUCGGUCACGACUGGACCUAAUGGUCAGGGGUCCCUUUACCUUUACUUUUUAAGGAUGUGUAGGAUUGCACCCUAAAAGGGGGGGGGAUGAUAACUGGGUGAAGCAAAGGAAGAAGAAGAAAAGUGCCAUGAAAAGGUAAACGGUCAUUGAUAGGUUAAUGCAGCGGCAACUGCUUUUUGGCUGCAAUAUUAGGGGAAGAAAUCACAAUUGUACUUUUGGUGCCAUCAGCUUGGAGAUUCAUAAAAGGUAUCACUGAAACUUUCUAGGUAUUCAUUUGCUUACAGUGGCCAAGCGCACGCGCUCAGACACAUUUUGUGGAUUCAGUUACGUAAGUUUUGUACUUUUUCAUGAAGAGGUAUGAUGUAUCUUUGCUGCAACAGAAAGGUGCACCCAGAUGUUGAACACUUUGCAGAACGCUCAGUACGGAGAAGACAAAAAAGAACGGGUACAAGCCAGCAAAGUCAGCAAUAACUAGACCCUGGUUCUCACUAGAGUGGUAAUCUUCAUUACAUCUGGCCGCAGGCAAGAGUUUACGUGACUGCUUGUUCCUCCAUAUGGCAGGGAAAACCUUCCAUGUAGAAAACUAGAUGUUGGGAUGGAAGGAAGGGUCUUGCAUAGCUGACUCCCUGGUAUGUUGGCUUUCCAUGUGGAAGGAAUUGUGUUACAGGUCAAUUAUAUCUCAGGGUACUGCCAGAUACUCUGUUUAGUGAGCAUUCGCCUGUGUUUGCAGAGAGAUUAGACAAUGUUGGCUAUUGGAUGAUCUGUUUGCACACAAAAAUGCGGGGAGUUUAGAUUACAUCUGCUAUUUAUCGAGCACUCAUUCUGAUUUAUUUGUGGGAAGCUUAAAGGUAAAGGACACCUGACCAUUAGGUCCAGUCGUGACCGACUCUGGAGUUGCGGCGCUCAUCUCGCUUUAUUGGCCGAGGAAGCCGGCGUACAGCUUCCGGGUCAUGUGGCCAGCAUGACUAAGCCGCUUCUGGCAAACCAGAGCAGCACACAGAAACACCAUUUACCUUCCCACCAGAGCGAUACCUAUUUAUCUACUUGCACUUUGAGGUGCUCUCGAACUGCUAGGUUGGCAGGAGCAGGGACCGAGCAACGGGAGCUCACCCUGUCGUGGGGAUUCGAACUGCUGACCUUCUGAUCGGCAAGUCCUAGGCUCUGUGGUUUAACCCACAGCGCCACCCGCUGGGAAGCUUAGCUAAUAAUAAUAACAAUGAUUAUUAUUCUUAAUGAUGUUGUGUCAAAUGAAACGUUGCCCCACAUUUUCCAGCACAUUUCCCUCAUAAUCAAUGCAUCUCUGGUUCCUUAAGGAUGCAUCUCAUCUGUCCCUUUUUUUAGGCGGGAUUCCAUCACAUAACAGCAAAUUCUACCCCCAUUUCCUCCAUGGCUUGGCAGAAAGGAAGACCCUCCACUUCUUUUCCGGCUGAUCUACCAUUUGUAUGGUGAUCCCCAUCUCUCUUUCUUCAUUUCUACAGGCGGGAAAAGUCCACUUUGGCUACGUUUACGGCAUGAGUGCUAUUGGUUGCACAGCAAUUCAUGCUUUGCUCAGCCUGAUGAGCAUCACAAGUGUUUCCUAUGGCUGUGUGGCGAGUGUGCUAGGCUACUGCCUGCUGCCCAUGGUGAUCCUAUCAACCUACGCGGUCUUUUUCUCCUUACAGUAAGUGUGAAGUUUCAUCUCAAAUGCUGGCAGGUUGCUUUGAAUGAUAAGGAAGGGGUAAUGUGAGCUUCAUUGAGACAGAGGACACCAGGAAAUAGCAAGAAAGGAUAAGAGAAGCAAUGGGGAAACAGAGAGUUAUGGGAAUUGCUUUGCUGGAUCUGUUUAGGUUAGCAUGCUUUUUUCCAAUUGUGGUCAGCCAAAUUUAUUCUAGAUACUCAGAUCAUGGUAGUGACAGGUACCCUCUAGGGCCUGGCAAGACAGAGAGCCAGUGUGGUGUAGUGGUUAAGAGCGGUAGUCUCAUAAUCUGGUGAACUGGGUUCGCGUCUCCGCUCCUCCACAUGCAGCUGCUGGGUGACCUUGGGCUAGUCGCACUUCUUUGAAGUCUCUCAGCCCCACUCACCUCACAGAGUGUUUGUUGUGGGGGAGGAAGGGAAAGGAGAAUGUUAGCCGCUUUGAGACUCCUUCAGGUAGUGAUAAAGCGGGAUAUCAAAUCCAAACUCUUCUUCUUCUUCUACCUAGGGUUAAAGACGCUUCAGGUUACAGACGCUUCAGGUUACAGGCUCCGCUAACCCAGAAAUAGUACCUCGGGUUAAGAACUUUGCUUUAGGAUGUGAACAGAAAUCGCGUGGCGGUGGCACGGCAGCAGCGGGAGGCCCCAUUGGCUAAAGUGGUACCUCAGGUUAAGAACAGUUUCAGGUUAAGAACGGACCUCCAGAACGAAUUAAGUUCUUAACCCGAGGUACUACUGUAUCUGAUUUUCAACACUGUGAUAUAUCACCAGCUAAACAUCACAAUAUAACGACAUAUCACAGUGUCUGAAAUAAAGAUGGAGCUAUGUAGAGGCAUUGGCUGGCUUUGCAGUUUUCCCUGCAUUGUGAUUUUUGCACACACAUGCACACAUACACCAGGCUUUGUGAUACACUGGUACCUUGGUUGUCAAACGGCCUGGCUCCAGAACAAAUCGGCUCCCGAGUGCUGCAAAUGCAGGAGUGUUCCAGUUUGUGGACAUUUUUUGGAAGCUGAACGUCCGACGCGGCUUCCGAUUGAGUGCAGGAAGCUCCCGCAGCCAGUCAGUAGCCACUCCUUGGUUUUCGAACGGUUUCAGGAGUCGUAGGGACUCCCAGAACGGAUUAAGUUCAAGAACCAAGGUGCCACUGUAUAUUGCCAGAUCAAAAAUUAUGAAACCAAUAUAACAGUAUGGAUUCCAAACUGGUUUUGGACAAUAUAUUGAUAUAUCGCCCAGCCCUAGUACCCUCUGCUGCCUCUUCCCAGCACACAAUGAGGUACACUGCCUCUGUAAAGAAAGGUUUAAUUUUGCUUACAUAGCCAACAGAAGAAGCCAGGUAAUUAAAUCUUGCUUGUAUCACCUGUUCAGGGCUCUGGCCCAGGGUUGGAUAGGAUUAUGGGGAAUGUUUUGCUAGUAACCACCUGCUUUCCUCCAACCCUAAUCAAUGAUGGAACAGUGGGAGCUCCAAAAGCAGCUCUGGAUAAACUGCAGCCAGGAAAUGGAACAGAAAAAAAUCCCGUUGAUUCAUUUUACAAAGCAGCAGUUGCAUCUAAAUACAUUUUGCUGCUGUUGGACUUGGUUGUUGUUGCUUUUUUAUCGUACUGAGUUUCCGCCUUACUCCACUGAGCAGCUAAGCUAAAGACACGCCCUCUUUUUCAUGGGGAGAGUCGUCAUGACAAUUCAUAGUUAAAAGGAGAAGUCGGCAAAUGUGUUCUCUUUUUUUGCUCUUCAAAACAUGGCAACCCUAGCAGUCUCUACAGCAAUAGACAGGGUUAAUUGGUUAACUAUGUAAUCAUUUUCAUGUAUAAAGCACUGCAUGUGUAUUUUUAAAAACAGCAACAGCAAAAUGGGCUUACUCUGGAGAAUAGCCAGACUUCAUAACAGACCUGUUGCCCAUUUUAGAAAAUGGCCAAAUAAAAUGUCCAGUGAACCCAUCACAAUUUAAACUAUAAAAUCCCUUUGGCUCCCCCCCCCCCCAGCCUUGUAUGUCACUCUAAAGUUCCAUGAACAUCAGAAUUAGGAAACUGGAUCUAGCCCGCUAGCUUUUCUCCCCCAGCCUGAAUGGACCAAGUUUGACAGGUGGGUGGGACCACUCUCCUGUCAAUCACCUGAUGUCACAAUGUCAGGUGACCCAUUUUUGCCUGUGCAGAUUUAGAAUCUAGAGUUUGGGUGUAGAGCAGGUGGGCGUGGCUUGGUUGAAAUGGUCUCAGUCCAGUAUAUCUGAAGAAGCGUCUCCACCCCCAUCGUUCUGCCCGGACACUGAGGUCCAGCACCGAGGGCCUUCUGGCAGUUCCCUCACUGCGAGAAGCCAAGUUAUAGGGAACCAGGCAGAGGGCCUUCUCGGUAGUGGCACCCGCCCUAUGGAACGCCCUCCCACCAGAUGUCAAAGAGAACAACAACUACCAGACUUUUAGAGGACAUCUUAAGGCAGCCCUGUUUAGGGAAGCUUUUAAUGUUUAAUAGGUUAUUGUAUUUUAGUGUUUUGUUGGAAGCCGCCCAGAGUGGCUGGGGAAGCCCAGCCAGAUGGGCGGGGUAUAAAUAAUAAAUUAUUAUUAUUAUUAUUAUUAUUAUUAUUAUUAUUCCCACAGAACAGAAGUUCCGCCCCUCUGAUGUACAUAGAUAUAUAGGUAUAGAUAUAGAAAGUAAGAUAGGCAAUGAAAUAGCACCUUGCAUCUUUAGGCUCAACUUUCCUGUGAGCAGGAGGGAAAGAAAAAGCAACGAGGAGAAACUGACAUUGGCACCAUUCCUAUCUAUGGUGGCUUCUCUGUCAGCUGACACAUCACCUGUGUCCCUCACUGCAAAAUAUUUAAGGGCCCGAAUAGACUUUUCCUUAAAAGUGUGGUUUGUUUUCCGGGGUGGGGGAUAAGGGCAGGGGCAUGGGUGAGGGGCGACUGGUAGGGAAGAGAGAAACAAAUGGAAGCCAAACAGAAGAAGAGUUUGGACUUGAUAUCCCGCCUUUCACUACCCUUUAAGGAGUCUCAAAGUGGCUAACAAUCUCCUUUCCCUUCCUCCCCCACAACAAACACUCUGUGAGGUGAGUGAGGCUGAGAGACUUCAGAGAAGUGUGACUAGCCCAAGGACACCCAGCAGCUGCAUGUGAAGGAGCGGGGAAGCGAACCUAGUUCACCAGAUUACGAAUCUACCGCUCUUAACCACUAUACCACACUGGUUGAGUAUCUCAAGAGAGCUAUAUUUUGAAGACAGAGAAGAACAGUAAUGGAGGACAAAAAAAAAAAAAAAAAAGGUUAGCGACUGGAAAUGAAUUCUUUUAUCAUUUUCAUUUUCCCUUCCUUUGUUUCCUCAAGCUGCCCAUUAGAUACUGAUGAAAUUGCUGUAAGCCGCACUGAGGACAAGGGGAUACAACGUAAAUAUAAGAACAAAUAGCUUGUUCCUGUAACUAGCUAACAUAGUAGGCAUAUCAUUAUGACAGGAUUCGGCCACUUCAUUCGCCAUUCCCUCUGUCUGGAGAAAAGUGCCAACUGUUUCUCUGCGGAGAAGGAGGGCAGCAGUGGCACGAGCGAAUUCACAGACCCUUCGCUAAGCUGCCACUUCCAGCUCCCUCCACAAGUCAGUCAAAUUGAUACAAAGCCGGCAUCAGUUUGCAGGGCAGAUGUGCCCGUUGCCCUGGAUUGCACAGUGCAAAUAUUACAUCAUGCACACAUUUCUCUUUAUCUGCUGCCAGCUUCUGGUUCGCUGCGGGAUGAAAAUGCUGCGGUUGUUUGUCUUGCCAUCCUAACAAACGAGAUAGCAGCUGACUAAUUUACUACUUGAUGCUUAGUCUUUUAAAGCUGCAAAUUAUGAAGCUGUUUUUCAUCCGAAAUGAAAAAUGCCCUCCCGCCUGCUCCCCUCAUCUUCUGUUUGUUUGGCUUGAUGUUAUAUUGUCUUUGCUGCUGGCCCUUGGCUAUCAAUUCUAUCAAUGCAUCCCUGAUUAGGAAGGCUCUUGAAGUGUUUUUAUUCUGCUCUUAUUAACCAGUAGGGUUUUGUUUUUUUAUGUUUUGCAGGGGGUUUCUCGGAACUCUGCUAGCUCUCCUCAUUAUUGGAUGGUGCAGCCUCUCAGCCUCCAAAAUAUUCACUUCCGCCUUGUCGAUGGAAGGCCAGCAGUUUCUGGUUGCCUACCCCUGUGCUUUGCUCUAUGGUCUCUUUGCACUCAUGGCUAUCUUCUGAGCUUUGGUUUCCAGGCAAACUGUGCUAUCUUAUGUUGGACUGCAAAAUCAGAACCAUCUACAGAUCUUUUUGAAUGAUUUAGGGAUGUUCCCCAAAGCUCAUGGUUUAGGGCUCGAAUUCAGCCUGGAAAGCUUGCUGUAUUGAGGGGCACCAGCUCCUGGGGACUGAGCCUUUUUGCCCCCCAAUAUUUUGGGGGUGAGGGCCAGCCCCCCAAUGUCUAAAAAGUACAAAGGCAAACCGUGGAGCUGAGUGUGGUAUAGCUCUAGUGGCCGGCUCCUUUUCUUCCUUCAUUUCAUUUUCAUUUUACUUUUAAUUUGUAUACAGUGGAACCUCGGGUUACAUACGCUUCGGGUUACAUACGCUUCAGGUUACAGACUCCGCUAACCCAGAAAUAGUACCUCGGGUUAAGAACUUUGCUUCAGGAUGAGAACAGAAAUUGUGUGGCAGCGGCGUGGCAGCAGCAGGAGGCCCCAUUUGCUAAAGUGGUGCUUCAGGUUAAGAACAGUUACAGGUUAAGAACGGACCUCCGGAACGUAUUAAGUAUGUAACCAGAGGUACCACUGUACCACCCUUCUAUAUUUCUAUAUACAAGGUGGUUUAUGGCAACAAAAUAUACAGCAAAGAACACACACCUUAUCAUAAUCUGAUCCAAUAAUAAUAAUAAUAAUAAUAAUAAUAAUAAUAAUUUAUUAUUUGUACCCCGCCCAUCUGACUGGGUUUCCCCAGCCACUCUGGGCGGCUUCCAUAGAAACCAAAAAUACAGUAAAAUAUCACAGAUUAAAAACUUCCCUGAACAGGGCUGCCUUAAGAUGUCUUCUAAAUGUCAGGUAGUUGUUUAUUUCUUUGACAUCUGACAGGAGGGUGUUCCACAGGGCGGGCGCCACUACCGAGAAGGCCCUCUGCCUGGUUCCCUGUAGCUUUGCUUCUCGCAAUGAGGGAACCGCCAGAAGGCCCUCGGCGCUGGACCUCAGCGUCCGGGCAGAACGAUGGGGGUGGAGACGCUCCUUCAGGUAUACUGGGCCGAGGCCGUUUAGGGCUUUAAAGGUCAACACCAGCACUUUGAAUUGUGCUCGGAAACGUACUGGGAGCCAAUGUAGGUCUUUCAAGACCGGUGUUAUGUGGUCUCGGCGGCCGAGUCACCAGUCUAGCUGCCGCAUUCUGGAUUAGUUGUAGUUUCCGAGUCACCUUCAAAGGUAGCCCCACGUAGAGCACAUUGCAGUAGUCCAAGUGGGAGAUAACUAGAGCAUGCACCACUCUGGCGAGACAGUCCGCAGGCAGGUAGGGUCUCAGCCUGCGUACCAGGUGGAGUUGGUAGACAGCUGCCCUGGAUACAGAAUUGACCUGCGCCUCCAUGGACAGCUGUGAGUCCAAAAUGACUCCCAGGCUGCGUACCUGGUCCUUCAGGGGCACAGUUACCCUAUUCAGGACCAGGGAGUCCUCCACACCAGCCCGCCCCCUGUCCCCCAAAAACAAUACUUCUGUCUUGUCAGGAUUCAACUUCAAUCCAUUAGCCGCCAUCCAUCCUCCAACCGCCUCCAGGCACUCACACAAGACCUUCACCGCCUUCACUGGUUCUGAUUUGAAAGAGAGGUAGAGUUGGGUAUCAUCUGCAUAUUGAUGGACACCCAGUCCAAAUCCCCUGAUGAUCUCUCCCAGCGGCUUCAUAUAGAUGUUAAAAAGCAUGGGGGAGAGGACGGAACCCUGAGGCGCCCCACAAGUGAGGGCCCAGGGGUCUGAACACUCAUCCCCCCCCACCACUUUCUGAACACGGCCCAGGAGGAAGGAGCGAAACCACU
Molecule: messenger RNA, 27520 nt
Organism: Podarcis lilfordi (Lilford's wall lizard)
Lineage: Eukaryota; Metazoa; Chordata; Lepidosauria; Squamata; Lacertidae
Source: the annotation of a GenBank genome assembly